UUCACGACAGUCCUAUCUAGCGCUUUCCGGCCGGCCGCACGCGUGCUGAUGUGUCGGGGAGGCGGGGCUUAGGGAAGUGAGUCCUCCCGUCGCUACCUACUAGUUUAUCAGCGCUUUGGACGUCUUGCCUCCGCGGAGCCAUGGCGGUGUCUGCCCGGUCCGCGCGGGUCCAGCCGGACUCACGUAAAAUACAGAAAGACAAGGCUGGACAGUCUUCAGGGCCGAGCCAGGGCAGCGGAAUGGGGAAACUCUUGGGGUUUGAGUGCACAGAUGUUUCCAGCUGGGGAAGGCUGGUGACCCUGCUGAAUCGACCAACGGAUCCUGCCAGCCUGGCUGUCUUCCGUUUUCUCUUUGGGCUGAUGAUGGUGUUGGACAUUCCCCAAGAGCGGGGGCUCAGCUCUCUGGACCGAAGAUACCUGGAUGGGCUGGACGUGUGCCGCUUCCCUUUACUGGAUGCCCUGCAGCCACUACCACUUGACUGGAUGUAUCUUGUCUAUACCAUCAUGUUUCUGGGGGCACUGGGCAUGAUGCUGGGCCUGUGCUACCGGAUAAGCUGUGUGUUAUUCCUGCUGCCAUACUGGUAUGUGUUUCUCCUGGACAAGACGUCAUGGAACAACCACUCCUAUCUGUAUGGUUUGUUGGCCUUUCAGCUGACAUUCGUGGAUGCAAACCGCUACUGGUCUGUGGACGGCCUGCUGAAUGCCCGCAAGCGGAAUGCCCACGUGCCCCUUUGGAACUAUGCUGUGCUGCGUGGCCAGAUCUUCAUUGUGUACUUCAUCGCGGGUGUGAAAAAGCUGGACGCAGACUGGGUGGAAGGCUACUCCAUGGAAUAUCUGUCCCGGCACUGGCUCUUCAGUCCCUUCAAACUAGUAUUGUCCGAGGAGAUGACCAGUCUACUGGUAGUGCACUGGUGCGGACUGCUGCUCGACCUCUCAGCUGGUUUCCUGCUCUUUUUUGAUGCCUCAAGGUCCAUUGGCCUCCUCUUCGUGUCCUACUUCCACUGCAUGAAUUCCCAGCUUUUCAGCAUUGGUAUGUUCCCCUAUGUCAUGCUGGCCAGCAGCCCUCUCUUCUGCUCCCCUGAGUGGCCCCGGAAACUCGUAUCUCGCUUCCCCGAAAGGCUGCAGGACUACUGCCCUCAAGGCUACCCUCAACCCAGUGUGUCCUGCAUGUAUAAGAGGAGCCGGACCAAAGGUGGCCAAAAGCCAGGGCUGCGCCAUCGGCUGGGUGCUGCCUUCACGCUGUUCUACCUCCUGGAGCAGCUUUUCCUGCCCUACUCUCAUUUCCUCACCCAGGGCUAUAACAACUGGACAAAUGGGCUGUAUGGCUACUCCUGGGACAUGAUGGUCCACUCACGCUCCCACCAGCACGUGAAGAUCACCUACCGUGAUGGCCGCACCGGCGAGCUGGGCUACCUUAACCCUGGGGUAUUCACACAGAGCCGGCGAUGGAAGGAUCACGCAGACAUGCUGAAGCAAUAUGCCACUUGCCUGAGCCACCUGCUUCCCAAGUACAAUGUCACUGAUCCCCAGAUCUACUUUGAUAUUUGGGUCUCCAUCAAUGACCGCUUCCAGCAGAGGAUUUUUGACCCUCGUGUGGACAUCGUGCAGGCCGCCUGGUCCCCCUUCCAACGUACACCUUGGCUGCAGCCACUGUUGAUGGACCUGUCUCCCUGGAGGACCAAGUUACAGGAAAUCAAGAGCAGCCUGGACAACCACACUGAGGUGGUCUUCAUUGCAGAUUUUCCAGGGCUGCACCUGGAGAAUUUUGUGAGUGAAGACCUGGGCAACACUAGCAUUCAGCUGCUGCAGGGGGAGGUGACUGUCGAGCUGGUGGCAGAACAGAAGAAUCAGACUCUUCAGGAGGGAGAAAAAAUGCAGUUGCCUGCUGGUGAGUACCAUAAGGUUUAUACGAUAUCAUCCAGUCCUUCCUGCUACAUGUACAUCUACAUCAAUACUACAGAGCUGGCAUUGGAGCAAGACCUGGCAUAUCUGCAAGAAUUAAAGGAGAAGGUAGAGAAUGGAACUGAAACAGGGCCUCUGCCUCCAGAGCUGCAGCCUCUGCUAGAAGGGGAAGUACAAGGGGGCCCUGAGCCAACACCACUGGUUCAGACCUUUCUUAGACGCCAGCGAAGGCUCCAAGAACUUGAACGCCGGAGAAAUACCCCUUUCCAUGAGCGGUUCUUCCGCUUCUUGCUGCGGAAGCUCUAUAUCUUUCGCCGCAGCUUCCUGAUGACUUGUAUCUCGCUUCGAAAUCUGGUACUAGGCCGCCCUUCCCUGGAGCAGCUGGCCCAAGAGGUGACUUACGCAAACUUGCGACCCUUUGAGCCAGUGGGAGAGUUGAGUCAUUCAAACACAGAUUCUUCAAAUCCUAAUCCUCCUGAGCCAAAUUCUGACCAUGUCCACUCAGAGUUCUGACUUGGGUACAGAUGUGGGAGCAAACAGUCAUAGGACCAUUUAAGCUGUGUAGUGGGAAUGUGAAGAAAUUGAUAUUUUA
Molecule: messenger RNA, 2493 nt
Organism: Lutra lutra (Eurasian river otter)
Lineage: Eukaryota; Metazoa; Chordata; Mammalia; Carnivora; Mustelidae
Gene: GGCX
Product: gamma-glutamyl carboxylase
Biological process (GO): peptidyl-glutamic acid carboxylation
Molecular function (GO): vitamin binding; gamma-glutamyl carboxylase activity
Source: RefSeq, a predicted model, not a curated record